GUACCCUGAUGAAGUUACAUCACUGCUCAAACAUGCCCCAUAUAAUGGCAUAAUCACGCCAUCUGAGAAACAAGUACGCAAUAUGGUGUUGAACUUCGGUCCGCAGCACCCUGCUGCUCACGGAGUGCUUCGUUUGGUGCUUGAGCUUGAUGGAGAGACAGUUCGUGCAGCGGAUCCUCACAUCGGACUGCUCCACCGUGGCACAGAGAAGCUUAUUGAGUACAAGACAUACACACAAGCGCUGCCAUACUUCGAUCGACUAGACUACGUUUCCAUGAUGUGCAAUGAGCAGUGCUACAGUUUGGCGGUAGAGAAGUUGCUUAACAUCGAUGUGCCUCUGCGUGCCAAGUACAUUAGAUGUCUGUUUGCGGAGUUAACUCGCAUACUAAAUCAUAUUAUGGCCAUCGGCACCCACGCGCUCGACGUAGGCGCACUCACGCCAUUCUUCUGGUUGUUCGAGGAGCGAGAGAAGAUGAUGGAGUUCUAUGAGAGAGUCAGCGGCGCUAGGAUGCACGCCGCUUACAUUAGACCUGGAGGAGUAGCUAUUGAUAUGCCAUUAGGUCUCAUGGACGACAUCUACGAAUUCAGCAGCAAGUUCGCAGAGCGCAUCGACGAGGUGGAAGACGUGCUGACCACCAACCGUCUGUGGGUGCAGCGAACCAAGGAUAUUGGUAUAGUCACCGCACAGGACGCCCUCAAUUAUGGAUUCAGCGGCGUGAUGCUCCGCGGGUCGGGCAUCAAGUGGGAUCUCCGCAAAUCGCAGCCGUACGAUGCCUACCAUCUGCUCGACUUCGACGUGCCAAUCGGCACCAACGGGGACUGCUACGAUAGAUACCUGUGUCGAGCUGAGGAGAUGCGUCAGUCACUCCGCAUCAUCGAGCAGUGCCUCAACCAAAUGCCGGCUGGAGAGAUCAAGACAGAUGAUUCCAAGUUAACACCGCCUUCUAGAGAAGAAAUGAAGACAUCAAUGGAAGCACUGAUCCACCAUUUCAAGCUGUUCACACAAGGUUACCAAGUUCCACCAGGGUCCACCUACACAGCCGUGGAGGCGCCUAAGGGAGAAUUUGGCAUCUAUCUUGUCUCUGAUGGUGGUUCUAAACCUUACAGGUGCAAAAUCAAGGCGCCUGGCUUCGCUCAUCUUGCUGCUUUAGAGAAAAUCGGUAAAGGGCUAAUGUUGGCUGAUAUUGUCGCUAUUAUCGGCACCCUUGACGUUGUCUUCGGUGAGAUCGAUCGGUAAAUUAUUUAUUGUGAUAGAACAAUUUUAGCUUUUAAGUGUAUCUCAGGAUUGUAAAUUGACAAAAAAUGUAUUUGUACAGUGCGUAAGCUAAAUAAAGGAAAAAUAAAGUAUGUUCAAAACUAAUAUUACUGAUUUUUUAUUACAUUUCGAAUUUGUGUGAUAUAAAUUGUCUUUUUAAAUAUAAGUCAUAAUAUUUGUUUAUACACUAUACUUUAUCGUCUUUAUUCAUUUAAAGCUCUAAAAAAAUUAUUUUUUUGGCAGUACAA
Messenger RNA from Achroia grisella, 1503 nucleotides. RefSeq names its product NADH dehydrogenase [ubiquinone] iron-sulfur protein 2, mitochondrial (gene ND-49). Gene Ontology annotation, biological process: mitochondrial electron transport, NADH to ubiquinone. NCBI's taxonomy places the organism in Eukaryota, Metazoa, Arthropoda, Insecta, Lepidoptera, Pyralidae. Gene Ontology annotation, molecular function: NAD binding; quinone binding; NADH dehydrogenase (ubiquinone) activity. Bases 83 to 1237 code for a protein of 384 amino acids. The record is from RefSeq and is a predicted model, not a curated record. The transcript is spliced from 9 exons.